AUGAUGAUCAGGAAAGUUUUCUCCGCGUAUUUCAACCGGGCGAUUUUCGGGAAAAUGAGGAACACGGUGAAUUUCGAUGAGAUAAAAGCCAUGGCGAACGAUCCCAGCGUUUGGAUAGUCGACGUCCGGAACCCGGACGAAGUGUUCUCGACGGGAGGAAUCGGAAAUUGCAUCAACAUUCCAGCGACUAACGUUUCGGAGGCUUUGAAGGACCACGAAUCAUUUAAGGACAAAUUCGGUCGAGCGGUCCCCACGCACGAAGACACUGUAAUAUUUUACUGCAGAAGCGGGAAAAGAGCGCAGAAAGCCUGGGAGGACGCCAACGCGUUGGGAUUCCAAAACGCCAAAUAUUACCCCGGCAGCUAUCUGGAAUGGUCGAGUAAACAAUCAGAAAAUUGA
This is a messenger RNA of Phyllotreta striolata, 399 nucleotides long. Lineage: Eukaryota; Metazoa; Arthropoda; Insecta; Coleoptera; Chrysomelidae. The record is from the annotation of a GenBank genome assembly.